AUGGCCUCCACUAACAAGAAUGGCGAGAGCGUCUCCUCGAUGUCCAGUAGCCGCCUGCAGAGCCGGAAGCCACCCAACCUAUCCAUCACCAUCCCUCCGCCCGGGACCCCAGCCCCCAGCGAUCAGGCCAGCAUGCUGCCCCAGAGGCCCAGGAACCCAGCCUUACUGAAGAGCAUCAGCCUCCAGGAGCAGAGGGCACGAUGGCAGGAGGGCGGCUCGGAGAAGCGCCCCGGCUUCCGCCGACAGGCCUCCCUGUCCCAGAGCAUCCGCAAGGGCACGGCCCAGUGGUUCGGGGUCAGUGGCGACUGGGAGCUGAAGCGCCAGCACUGGCAGCGCAGGAGCCUGCACCACUGCAGCGCCCGCUACGGUCGGCUCAAGGCCUCGUGCCAGCGGGACCUGGAGCUCCCCAGCCAAGAGGUGCCCUCCUUCCAGGGCACCGAAUCUCCAAGACCCUGCAAGAUGCCCAAGAUUGUGGAUCCCCUGGCCCGAGGACGGGCGUUCCGCCACCCGGACGAGGUGGACCGGCCCCACGCCCCGCACCCACCCCUGACCCCUGGGGUCCUGUCCCUCACCUCCUUCACCAGCGUCCGCUCCGGCUAUUCCCACCUGCCCCACCGCAAGAGGAUCUCUGUGGCCCACAUGAGCUUUCAAGCUGCCACGGCCUUCCUCAAGGGGCGCUCGGUAAUGGAUGCCACAGGACAGCGGUGCCGGGUGGUCAAGCGCAGCUUUGCCUACCCCAGCUUCCUGGAGGAGGAUGCGGUCGAUGGAGCAGAGACGUUCUACUCCUCAUUUUUUAGUAAGGAAGAAAUGAGCUCCGUGCCUGAUGAUGUGUUUGAGUCGCCCCCACUCUCUGCCAGCUACUUCCGGGGCCUCCCCCGCUCGGGCUCCCCGGUCUCCCCCGAAGAGGUGCAGAUCCCUCUGAAGGAGUCUGACCGAGCCCCGGUGCCCGCGGCCAAACGUGGCAAGCGCAUCGCAUCCAAGGUGAGGCACUUUGCCUUCGACCGGAAGAAGCGGCACUACGGCCUGGGUGUCGUGGGCAACUGGCUGAACCGCAGCUACCGCCGCAGCAUCAGUAGCACCGUGCAGCGCCAGCUGGAGAGCUUCGACAGCCACCGGCCCUACUUCACCUACUGGCUGACCUUCGUCCACGUCAUCAUCACGCUGCUGGUGAUUUGCACGUAUGGCAUCGCGCCUGUGGGCUUUGCCCAGCACAUCACCACCCAGCUGGUCCUCAGGAACAGAGGUGUGUAUGAGAGCAUGAAGUACAUCCAGCAGGAGAACUUCUGGAUUGGCCCCAGCUCGAUUGACCUGAUCCACCUGGGAGCCAAGUUUUCGCCCUGCAUCCGGAAGGACCAGCAGAUCGAGCAGCUGGUGCUGCGGGAGCGAGACCUGGAGCGGGACUCGGGCUGCUGUGUCCAGAAUGACCACUCGGGCUGCAUCCAGACGCUGCAGCAGGACUGCUCGGAGACUUUGGCCACUUUUGUCAAGUGGCAGGAUGAUACGGGGCCCCCCAUGGACAAGUCUGCGCUGGGCCAAAAGCGGACAUCGGGGGCCGUGUGCAACCAGGACCCCAGAACCUGCGAGGAGCCGGCCUCCAGUGGUGCCCACAUCUGGCCUGAUGACAUCACCAAGUGGCCGAUCUGCACGGAGCAGACCAGGAGUAACCGCUCGGGCUUCCCACACAUGGACUGCCAGAUCCGGGGCCGCCCCUGCUGCAUCGGCACCAAGGGCAGCUGUGAGAUCACCACUCGGGAAUACUGUGAGUUCGUGCACGGCUAUUUCCACGAAGAGGCCACGCUCUGCUCCCAGGUGCACUGCUUGGACAAGGUGUGUGGGCUGCUGCCCUUCCUCAAUCCUGAGGUCCCAGAUCAAUUCUACAGGCUCUGGCUGUCCCUGUUCCUCCACGCCGGCGUGGUGCACUGCCUCGUGUCUGUGAUCUUCCAAAUGACCAUCCUACGGGACCUGGAGAAGCUGGCCGGCUGGCACCGCAUCGCCAUCAUCUUCAUUCUCAGCGGCAUCACCGGCAACCUUGCCAGUGCCAUCUUCCUCCCGUACCGCGCGGAGGUGGGCCCGGCAGGGUCGCAGUUCGGCCUCCUGGCCUGCCUCUUCGUGGAGCUCUUCCAGAGCUGGCAGCUGCUGGAGCGGCCCUGGAAGGCCUUCCUGAACCUGUCGGCCAUCGUGCUCUUCCUGUUCAUCUGCGGCCUCCUGCCCUGGAUCGACAAUAUCGCCCACAUCUUUGGCUUCCUCAGCGGCCUGCUGCUGGCCUUCGCCUUCCUGCCCUACAUCACCUUCGGCACGAGCGACAAGUACCGCAAGCGCGCCCUCAUCCUCGUGUCACUGCUGGUCUUCGCCGGCCUCCUCGCCUCGCUGGUCAUCUGGCUCUACGUCUACCCCAUCCACUGGCCCUGGAUCGAGUACCUCACCUGCUUCCCCUUCACCAGCCACUUCUGCGAGAAGUACGAGCUGGACCAGGUGCUGCACUGA
Molecule: messenger RNA, 2484 nt
Organism: Lipotes vexillifer (Yangtze River dolphin)
Lineage: Eukaryota; Metazoa; Chordata; Mammalia; Artiodactyla; Lipotidae
Gene: RHBDF2
Product: rhomboid 5 homolog 2
Exons: 18
Coding region: 1-2484 (827 amino acids)
Biological process (GO): regulation of protein secretion; regulation of epidermal growth factor receptor signaling pathway
Cellular component (GO): endoplasmic reticulum membrane
Molecular function (GO): serine-type endopeptidase activity
Source: RefSeq, a predicted model, not a curated record